CUGAUGUCAAAAAAUCUUUUUUCUCCAGCAGAAAAGAAUCCGUAAUUCUUCAAAUUGCAACGAAAUGUAACAAUUCCUUUGAAAUCGGAAGUACAAGUGAUCGGUAAAGUGGUGACAUUUUGUGAACUAUUUCUAGAAAGCGAUAUUUUACGGUAGCGUUGUUGGAAAAGGAAGAAAAUCUCUUGUGUAGUUUAUCCGUUCCAGAUACGGUGACAAGUUACACCAAGAGGGAAUCCAUUUCAUCGGCUACCUACAAAAGAGCAGUGCAAAGAAAUUUGCACUGCAUAGAAAACCAGAAAUGGAAUCCGUAGGCUGCCGGAUGUUUACCGGUUCGGUGUUUCUCUUGUUGUUAUGCGGCGGUCUAACGAAUGGUUUCUACCUUCCGGGACUGGCUCCGGUCAACUAUUGCCGGCAUUCUGAAAUGCAGAAAUCAUGCAAGUCUGAAGUUACCCUCUACGUAAACCGACUUAACACAGAGGAAUCAGUCAUUCCGUAUGAGUUCCACCAUUUCGAUUUUUGUCCGAUCGAUGAAGCCAAUUCGCCGGUGGAGAACCUCGGCCAGGUGGUGUUUGGAGAGCGCAUUCGUCCCGGACCGUACAAAAUCGAAUUUCUCGACAAGAAAUCAUGUGAAAAGGUCUGCACAAAGUACUAUGUGGGCGGCGAUCCGGACAGCGAUCGCCGACUGAUGAUUCUGAAGAAGGGCAUGAGUUUGAACUAUCAGCACCAUUGGAUCGUAGACAACAUGCCAGUAACAUGGUGCUAUCCGCUGGACAAUGAUCGGCAAUAUUGUAGCACAGGUUUCCCGAUGGGAUGCCUCGUUAGACGCCACCCAGAUGGCGAUGAAGGUUGUUUAGUUAACCCAAGCUACAACCGCGCCGGGUACUACUAUCCGUUUAACCACGUAGAUCUGACAGUCACCUAUCACAGUGGAGCUACAGAAGAGUGGGGCGUUGCGUUCAAGCAGAACGGAGGUCGUAUCAUCUCAGUUAAGGUUGUUCCUUCAUCGAUCAAUCAUAAAAAUCCAGAUCAACUAGAUUGUACCAGCAAGGAACCGCUGGAAAUUGCGUCCGGCGCUUUGCCAAAUGGUCAAAAGAUGAACAUCACCUACACCUACUCGGUUCGUUUUGUGCAAAACAACACGAUCAAAUGGUCCUCCCGGUGGGAUUACAUUCUAGAAUCAAUGCCUCACACUAACAUCCAAUGGUUUAGCAUCUUAAACUCGCUCGUAAUAGUCCUGUUUUUGUCCGGCAUGGUGGCGAUGAUCAUGCUAAGAACACUGCACAAAGAUAUCGCUCGUUACAAUCAGAUGGAUUGCGGUGAGGAUGCUCAGGAAGAAUUUGGCUGGAAGCUUGUUCAUGGUGAUGUGUUUCGACCUCCGCGUAAAGGAAUGUUGCUGUCCGUUCUUCUGGGCUCCGGCGUUCAGGUUUUCUGUAUGACACUGGUAACACUGGCCUUUGCCUGUCUGGGCUUCCUUUCGCCGGCUAAUCGAGGAGCUUUGAUGACGUGUGCCAUGGUACUGUUUGUAUUGCUUGGAACUCCAGCCGGAUAUGUAUCGGCACGCAUAUAUAAGAGCUUCGGUGGAAUCAAAUGGAAGAGCAACGUGCUGUUGACUUCGAUGUUGAGCCCUGGGAUCGUGUUUGGACUUUUCUUCGUAAUGAAUCUUAUAUUAUGGAGUAAAGGUAGUUCGGGUGCUGUCCCAUUCUCUACAUUAGUGGCACUGCUAGCCCUGUGGUUUGGUGUUUCUGUACCGCUAACGUUUGUUGGUGCCUAUUUUGGGUUCAGAAAAAGGUCACUUGAGCACCCAGUACGCACCAACCAAAUUCCGCGCCAAAUUCCAGAUCAAUCAAUCUACACUCAGCCGAUACCGGGCAUCAUUAUGGGCGGCGUACUUCCGUUCGGUUGUAUUUUCAUUCAGCUAUUCUUCAUUUUGAACUCGCUGUGGUCUAGCCAGAUGUAUUACAUGUUCGGCUUUCUGUUUUUGGUAUUCGUGAUUUUGGUCAUCACCUGUUCGGAGACAACGAUCCUGCUGUGCUAUUUCCACCUGUGUGCCGAAGAUUAUCACUGGUGGUGGCGAUCGUUCCUGACGUCUGGAUUCACAGCGGUUUACCUGUUCAUAUACUGUUGUCAUUAUUUUGCAACCAAACUUCAGAUCGAAGAUGCAGCCUCUACUUUCCUGUAUUUCGGCUACACCUUGAUUAUGGUAUUUCUCUUUUUCCUGCUGACUGGAUCGAUAGGAUUCUUCGCGUGCUUCUGGUUCAUUCGGAAGAUUUACAGUGUGGUGAAGGUGGAUUAAGUUGUCCCAUUCAAACGUCCUGUUUCCUUCAUUCACUAUUUUGAAAUAAUGCAAACUUGUCUGCUAGUAUAGGCUUAUUGUGUUUAAAAUACGACGAAAUUAAAAGUGAAUAGAUAAAGUAACACAAAACCAGGCUUGGCACACUCUUUUUUCCUUGAUUUUCCUUCUUUGACUAACAUACUUCUGCUAAGCAGAAUUAAAAUAAAAGGUUCGAAUUCUGCUUGGCUAAGGCGGUACAGUCGACAAGAGCACAGUCGAAAACAAAAGAACGCACCAAGCCUGACACAAAACUUAAAAGAAUGAUUUUAAAUAAGAUUCUAACUACAGUAGGUCGCUUCACGCUUGAUUGGGAUAUGUUUCCCGCAUUUUAGUUGGAAGAUAGAAUGAACCAGAUUUGAAUGUUCGCAUUCGAUAUGACAAAGUCAUGGGUAAGCAGCAGCAGAGGAGAAUUGACAAAAUCGGUCAAGCGCAUAGCAAAAAGGUGUAGAUUAUAUAUUUAGCAUCAAAAGUCAGAUAUCUUUUUUACGUUUAUUGAAUCAACGUUAUAGAAAUACUGUCAACGGCAUGCAUCAAACUAGUAAACUUAGUGCUCUAUCAUUUUCUGUUUUUUCCGUAACUAUGUAUCAUAUUAUAUUUGUAUUUGUAUUUGGAUGAAUAACGAUGUAUAAAAGGUAGUAUUAUAUUGAACUGCGAUAACACAUUCUAGCAGCAUCUACUGAUCAAUUCGAGAAUGUCAUUUAUGGAGAAAUAAAAUUGCACAAGAUUGACGAUCCGUUCACUUCAUUAGGGCUAUAAAUUUUUUUCGUUCUCGAUAAAAUCGCAUCGACGGCAUGAAAAACGUCGCACCAUUUGAGAUAUAUUUUUUUAAAAUAUAUUUUAAAAGCGUAUCGAUCGAUAAUAUUGUAGCUCUUUUUUUCUUUAAUACAAAUUAGUUAUAUGUAAAUUGAAUGGUUCAGUGAGCAGAGCAUGAUCAGUGCUAGAACCAAUGCAAACCAAUAAAUUAACAUUAACUUAUAAAAUAA
Messenger RNA from Sabethes cyaneus, 3315 nucleotides. RefSeq names its product transmembrane 9 superfamily member 2 (gene TM9SF2). NCBI's taxonomy places the organism in Eukaryota, Metazoa, Arthropoda, Insecta, Diptera, Culicidae. The coding region runs from base 299 to 2293 and encodes 664 amino acids. The transcript has 5 exons. Gene Ontology annotation, cellular component: membrane. Gene Ontology annotation, biological process: protein localization to membrane. The record is from RefSeq and is a predicted model, not a curated record.